GGAAGGGCACUUUUGCACUCACAGAAGAACCUGAGAGGAACCUGGACGCAGGGAGCAUGAGUGUCUGGACCUCGGGCACUGCUAUCUUCCGAGGUCUUUGGGGGACAUAUGUGUCUCCCAGAAGCCCUGGCUGGAUGGCCUUUAUCCAACAUUGGGGAGUUUGCUGUUUUGUGGCUUUCAUUUCAGUGGGCCUCCUCUCUCUGGCCUUUUCCUGGUUUCUGUCCUCAUUCAUAGUCUUCACCACCUCCUGGGUGAUCACCGGUGUGCUGCUCGGCGGCUCCAAGCAUGCACGAUGUUUCAUUCUUCUCUUCUUCCUCUCUUGCGGCCUGCGGGAAGGCAGGAGCACCUUGAUUGCAGCCGGCACAGGGAUAGUAAUCUUUGGACACGUGGAAAAUAUUUUUCACAACUUCAAAGGUCUCCUGGACGGUAUGACUUGCAACCUAAGGGCAAAGAGCUUUUCCAUACAUUUUCCACUUUUGAAAAGAUAUAUUGAAGCAAUUCAGUGGAUUUAUGGCCUUGCCACUCACUUAAAUCUAUUUGAUGACCUUAUUUCUUGGAACCAGACUCUGGCGGUCUCGCUUUUCAGUCCCACUGAAGCCCUGGAGGCACAGCUAAAUGACACCAAAGACCACGCCCUGGGUGUCUUGUACCAGAUGGUGACAGCGACAGAGGUACUGUCUUCGCUGGGUCGGCAGGUACUUGCCCUAGUGGGGCUUCUGCUGGUGCUGCUUGGCACCGGGCUCUUCAUGAAACGAUUUUUGGACCCCUGCAGUUGGAAGUUUGAGAACAUCUUCAUUACCAAACAAUUUGUUCGGUUCGACGAAAUGGAGAGGCAUCUACAGAGGCCCUGCGUCCUCCCGCUGAAUAAGAAGGAAAGGAAGGACUAUGUAGUCAUCCCAUCUUUCCGGUUGUCUCCGAAAGAGAGGAGAAACCUGGGGCUGUUUUUCCUCCCCAUACUUACCCACCUCUACAUCUGGGUGCUGUUUGCAGCCAUCGAUUACCUGCUGUAUCGGCUCAUUUUCUCAGUGAGCAAACAUUUCCAAAGUUUGCCAGGGCUUGAGGUUCACUUGAAACUGCACAGAGAGGAGCAAGGAACUCAAGACAUCAUCCAUGAUUCUUCCUUUCACAUAUCUCUGUUCGAACCCACCUGCAUCCCUGAACCAAAGCUCCUUCUGUCUAAGACCUGGAUUCCUCUCAGCAUCAUUCUUGUGGUCCUAGUGGUGCUGGGCUUGCUGUCCUCCAUCCUGACGCAACUCAAAAUCCUGGUGUCGGCAUCCUUCUACCCCAGCGUGCAGGCAGAGCGCGUCCGAUACCUGCAUGGGAAGCUACUGAAGAAAAGAUCAAAGCAGGCAGUGGAAGGAGGAAGCAGUAAACAGCGUCUCUACUUCACAAAGAUUCACUUCUGGCUUCCAGUCCUGAAAAUGAUCAGGAAGAAAUGAACGGGCAUUGCAGUUGAAGGCAAUCCAUGAGAAACCCCGAGGAGCUCCUCGGCCACACCGCUGCGGCCGUUCUUCUGGAUUUCUGUGGACGCAGUUCCCCGUGCCUGCCCCACAGCAGAGAGCUGUGUUCUGUGCACCUGCUGCGGGGUGUUCGCAGCCCAAGCCACUUUUCUUCCUAAGGCCAAAGGGCUACCAGGCGUGGGAAGAGCAGGAGCAAUCAACACUGGAUUUUCGAUGCCACAGAGAAAAGGUUUUCUAAGGAAUUUGGGAUUAUACCUUAG
Callorhinus ursinus (northern fur seal) is the source of this 1720-nucleotide messenger RNA. It is a transcript of the gene DCSTAMP, whose product is annotated as dendrocyte expressed seven transmembrane protein. Gene Ontology annotation, cellular component: cell surface; endoplasmic reticulum membrane. Lineage: Eukaryota; Metazoa; Chordata; Mammalia; Carnivora; Otariidae. The record is from RefSeq and is a predicted model, not a curated record.